Messenger RNA from Vespula pensylvanica (western yellowjacket), 4943 nucleotides. RefSeq names its product ETS-like protein pointed (gene pnt). The coding region runs from base 238 to 2403 and encodes 721 amino acids. Gene Ontology annotation, cellular component: nucleus. The transcript is spliced from 12 exons. Lineage: Eukaryota; Metazoa; Arthropoda; Insecta; Hymenoptera; Vespidae. Gene Ontology annotation, molecular function: DNA-binding transcription factor activity, RNA polymerase II-specific; sequence-specific DNA binding. The record is from RefSeq and is a predicted model, not a curated record. Gene Ontology annotation, biological process: cell differentiation; regulation of transcription by RNA polymerase II.
UACGUUUCAUUCAUGAUCGUCGGGUACGAAGCAAGCCAUAAUAUAUCUCUAAGUUGUAUUGUAAACGGGGUAGACCGCGUUAGUGCUGCCGAUGUGCGUGCGCCUCGCAGUCGUACACGUGAUUAUUACUCUUUUGUGCUACGUGUUUUUGUUUCGUGUUUUACGUGCAUUACAACACUUUGGUUUAACCUUUAUACAUACCUGCCUCGCGCUACUCGCCACUAUUAAACGGAUAUCAUGGAUAUGGAAUCCCUGUACGAUUACGGGGAGGAGGAGCAGGAUUUUUACGAAGAAAAUCCUGGCACCCGAAAAGGCGGCUACCCUAUCGAUCACAGAUGGAUCAAACGCGAUGUACGAGGCGUGGGCGGCUUCUUAGGGGGCGGCAGUAUUAGCGACGGCGGCGGCAUGUUGAUGGUGAUGGCAAAAUUGAUGAAACAAGAGCUCGCCUCCGAUGCCGAAGAAGAAGGGCUGGUCCCUGCCCUACCAGGGAGAUUCACCAGCAUGCGAAAGGUGCCAUCGUUAUCUGACCUCUCCGAUCCAGAAAGUUCCUUAGGUGUCUUCCUCGUGUGGAACUUGGUCGAAGUUUGCGUGUCGUCAAAGGAUCAACGACUGUUCGAUCGAAUCGUUCGUCCGAAUCAUAUACCGGCACAAGUGCCGCCAUUAACGCCUGGUACCAACAAAAAAAUGACAGAGGCCCUAGAGGCCUCUUUCGCUUCUUGGGAGAAGGAACGAGUACGUCUAAAUAUAACGAAAGACCCAAGGCAAUGGUCGGAAGCAGCUGUCGCCCACUGGUUGCAUUGGGCUAUCGGUGAAUUUUCGUUGGAGGGUGUGGCCAUGCAACCCUGGCAGCACAUGACCGGAAAACAGAUUUGCGCUAUGGGAAAGGAAUCCUUUUUAGCACGUGCCCCGGCCUUCAUGGGUGACAUUCUAUGGGAACACCUCGAAAUACUUCAGAAAGAUGUCGAUGCUGAAAAGGCCUCACUGGAGAACACUACGGCGAGCAACUUGUACGAGAGCGUAUGCGUCCCAGAUUUAGGUGAUUUUUUGGGAUACCAGGAUUCGUCUGGUCAUCAGGAACACAAGAGUCCAGCUACGACACCAGCUAGUUCUAACAGCACUAACUCGUCCGGCCAAACGCAUGGUCCUACCACUCAGGCAACAGCCCCUACGCAACAGCCAUCGUCCGGCGCCGUUUCGUUGGCCUCGAGACAAUAUCAUAACGAUGGAGGUUAUGCUCAUCUACGCAGUCCCGUGUGUCAGGACGAAACUCAAAGGGAAGAAACUUCGCCACCACCUCACAGCCAUAGUACACAACCUCCGAAUUCUCAUUCCAGUACACCGACGGGGAAUAACAACAAUAAUAAUAACAAUAACGCGAAUAAUGCUUAUAUACACCUACGCAAUUUAAGUGAAUUGAAAACGGAAUCGAACUAUAGCAGCCACCAUAUAGCGGCGGAACACUUACAAGGAGGAGCCGGCGGAUUGGCCAGUGGCGGUGAUCUCGGUGCAACGGGGACCAAUGAGAGCGAACUUAGGGUUAGCAAUACUGGCACGACGGAAGAGUACAUUACACCCGCUCAUUAUUCUGGAUAUGACGAGGCCUCUGAUUAUCACGGUCUAUCGCAGGAUCAUCAAACUCCUCAUACCUACAAUCUGGAUAGUUCGCCAGAAUUUUACAGUACCAGUGGUAUUCACCUCGAAGCGAAAUAUCAGCCAUCGCCGUUCAAAAAUUAUCCUCGAGCGAGAUAUCACGAAGGAUACAGUGAAAGUGGGGGAUACAGUCAAUACGAUGCGACACCGUUUCAGACGGUUCCUGGAAGUGGAAACACAGCUACUGGAGCUGCUGGUGUUGGCAGUGAACAGUGGGGUGUUGCGCCUAUCGGUGAACAUCUUUCUCAUCAUCCAGCGUUCAUCGCGAGUCUUGGCUCGAGAGAUUCAUCCGGUGCUCAUCAUCCACCUUCCAUCGGUAGUAACGCCGAUCAAAAGCCUCUCUUACAGAGUGCAAUGAUCGCAGCUAGUUAUACCGGUGAUAAUUGUGCAGGUGGUGGUCCAUAUUUCACAGGUUCAGGACCAAUACAACUCUGGCAAUUUUUAUUGGAACUAUUAACCAAUAAAUCAUGUCAGAGUUUUAUCUCGUGGACGGGCGACGGUUGGGAAUUCAAACUUACGGAUCCCGAUGAAGUUGCACGACGCUGGGGUGUUCGCAAAAAUAAGCCUAAAAUGAAUUACGAAAAAUUGAGCCGCGGUCUCCGAUACUAUUACGAUAAAAAUAUUAUACACAAGACCGCUGGGAAACGUUACGUCUACCGUUUCGUCUGUGACUUACAAAAUCUACUGGGAUACAGUGCCGAGCAACUCCAUGCAAUGGUGGACUUGAAACCGGAAAAGAAGGAAGAAGACUGAGCUUUCUAUAAUGAAUGUGUUGUUUUAGGACAAUGUUACUGAUAUAAACGAAUAUAACUAAUUUCUACGGCAUCGUGCAAAGAGAGUUUAACGAGGAAAAAAGAUAAAGAUAUAAAUAAUAAAGAAGAGAUAAAGAGCAAACGCACGAGAGUACGAAUAAAGUAAUAAUUGUUAAAAUUGCAGAAGAUCAUUGCUCUGUGUAUCCUUUGUUUGAAACGAAAUGAUGAUAUCAAUUCGGUCGCAUGUACCAAAGACAGGGUCUGCAUACCAUUGGUGCCUAAAGUUUUAAUGACUAAAUUGUGAGCUUCUUCCUAGGUGAUGAAUGGAUACACCAGGGCAGAUUCUGUGUCAGAAACUUUUUGUUAGAUCACCUGAUGAUUUAGAAUCGACCAAGUGUGUGUGUGUCUUACCAAAAAAAAAAAAAAAAAAAAAAAGAAAAGAAAAGAAAAGAAAAGAAAAGAAAAGAGAGAAAAAAGAAACGGAAAAAUAUAAAUAAUAAAAGAAAUAAAAAAUAAACGGAUAAUCGUUGAAAAUUGUGGAAGACCAUUGUUCUGUGUGUAUCCUUUGUUUUAGAUGAAACAUUAAUAUCGAUUCGGUCGCACGUACCAAAGACAGGGUCUGCAUACCAUUGGUGCCUAAAGUUAAUGACUAAUUUGUGAAAAUUCUUCUCUAAGUGAUUAUAUCAUUUGCCGAAGCGUCAUAAUUUAGAUGAUAUAUUUAUAGGAGUAUAACUCAAUAUUUUAUACAUGUUAUAUAUAUGUAUAUAUAUGUAAUGCGUGCAUGUGUGUGCGCGCUCAAGCGCAUGUGUGUCUUCUCGUAUAUAUGCAUAAAUGCAUGCAGUCUUACACACGCAUACAUAUAUACAUACGUACAUACGCACGCACACAUAGAGUGUCAAGAACUUUCUGAUAUAAUAUACGGUGUAACAGUGUAGGAAAAUAGUGUGCAUGGGAGUCCUCGAAUGUGUCUAAUGACGUCUGAUGAAAUACGGACGUCUAUCACUUCUUCAGGGCAUCUUGAAUGCUCUAUGUACAUACAUAAAUAUGUAUAACUCUAUGUAUACCCGCCCACACACACACAUUUAUAUAUAAGCAUAUAUAUAAAUAUAUAUAUAUAUAUAUAUAUAUAUAUAAAUUUUCUUCAUGUUACAUGAUUUAUAAGCACUACAACAUCGUCUAUUCGAUGCAUCUAAAUUAUUUAUAUACUUUCAUCUUAUAACAUGUGUGUUAUAUAUCUCGUUAAUAGAUGACACGAUAUGUGAUUGUUAUUAUUAUAAUUUUACUACAAUGAACUCCUCCUUUAUAUAUGUUGAUGAUCAGGCUCUAUUAAGAUUAAUUUUUCACAAUAUUAAUAUUUCACAAUAUUAAUUUUUCACGAUAUUAAUAUUUACUUAUCUUCUAAUUAAGUGCUCGACUUGUAGUAGACACAGGAAAGGAUCUACAUAUUUUUUUUUGUUUGCAAUAAAGAUCGUUACACGAUUAUCGCGCAAUUUCAUUAAAAAGAAUCUUUUUCUUUUUCUUUUUUUUUUUUCUUUUUUUCUUUUUUUUUUUAUAGAUAGAAAGAUUAUGCCGUUUAUAUGUUACUUUAUAAGAAUAUCUAUUAUAGAAUGUAAUUUCCUGUUAAUGCAAUGAAAGCGAUACAGUAAAAGAAAAUUUUAUAAUGCCUUUAAUAUAUUUUUUGAAAUGAAAUUCUCACUAUUAUCUUUAAUACAUAUAUGAUAUAUAUAUAUAUACAUACAUACACACACGUGUCAUAAAAAUCUUUAUUAUUCUACGACGAUGUUACUGAUACAUUUAAAAAAUCAGACAUAAAGGACAGUGUCUCGCGCCAAAUAUGUCUGUUUAAUUUCAAUAGGAACAUAGAACCAUAUAUAACGAUACAUAUAAUCUUUGUCUGUGUUAUAGCAUAUGCUUUCACAUUUGAUGUAAUUAAAAUACUAAUAUGACCUUAUGGUACCUGCAAUAUCUUUCGCGUAUCAUCCAUAGAUAAUUUGGAAAUUAUUAUGUAUGUACGAACUAUUAUGAUAAUUUUGGAUAUUUUGUUUCAUUAAAUGUUUUAUUAUACAUUGAUAAAAUUAUAUUGAAUUAAUGUUGUACAGAUUAUAGUAUAUGUAAAAGAAUGUACGUUAAAAAUUGACCACAGUGAAAUUACGUAUAAUUUAUAAAUAUGCUAUUUACAUUCGGUGAUUGGUAAAUGAAAAAAAAAAACAAAAAGAAAAAAAAGUUGUUUAAAAGUGAUACCAUAAUGGUUAUAUUAUAUCUUGUGUAAGAAAGACGUAUGCUCUUAUUUCUUAUGCACGAAGAACAAACUUGUACAUAACGAUGAACUAUUUAUUGUACUUGUUCACUAAAUUUUCUUAGUUUUCAAUUGACAAUAAUUUAAGCAUAGUGUGUCUAUUGUACAUUACACUUUUUUAGUAUUCUUGAAAGAACACCAAUAAUAAGACACAUGUAAAAUAAAAAACUUAAUACUGACGAAGGUCACACAAUUGAAACGUGCUUUUUUUUAAUAAAGCAUAACUCACAAAUCAUAGAAAUUAA